AAACCAUCGUCGAACGUUAUUCCCUGCAAAAAAUCCAAAACAACAUUUUACUGUCAAUAAACGAGGAGUUGCACAACAGUGAGGAAAACAUAACUUUGAAAGAAAACGACGAAAUAGCCAUUAUACCCCCUUUAAGCGGAGGCUAAUCAUGACUAACCAUAUUAGUUUUAAACAUGAGCCACUAGACAUUCAAGAGAUUACUGGUUUGGUGACGGCAGCCUCUUGUGGAGCUAUUUCAUUAUUUGUGGGUACGACCCGAGAUAAUUUUGAUGGGAAAACUGUGAUUAAGUUGGAAUAUGAGGCAUAUGAAUCUAUGGGGAUGAAGGCUAUGGAGAAAAUUUGUCAGGAUAUUAGGAAGCAGUGGGUGGAUGUUGAAAAUAUUGCAAUAUUUCAUAGAUUAGGAAAAGUUCCAGUUAAAGAGGCCAGUAUAAUAAUUGCAAUUUCCUCACCACACCGAGAUGAUGCCUUAAAAGCAACUGAAUUUUGCAUAAACAGUGUAAAAAAAUCAGUUCCCAUAUGGAAAAAAGAAAUUUAUUCAAAUAAUGAGGCAGCUUGGAAGGAGAACAAAGAAUGUCAGUGGUCAACCCCAUAUCCACCGAAAAGGAAAAAAAUUAAAUUUGAAAUUGUUCAAGAGGUGCAGACUAACUACAUCCCACCUCAUCUUGUACAGAUUAGGGCCGCGAAUGCAGAUUUAAACGCGAGAAUCGAGAAAUUCAUGGAGAGAAAACGAGAUGAGAUUAACAUCCAUAACAAUACAGAAUUUUUCAUAAAGCAGAGAGAUCCAGAGGAAUGUUGUGCCAGGGUGGAUGCUAUUGUAUUAAAGAGAAAGGACUGCAAAAGCCAUUUACAAGUUGAACGAGUUUUAAAUACGUAUCACAGAGACCAAAAGAAUUCUGAUUAUAUGACAAAGUACAUUCCAAAAAAUGGAAUCGAGGAAAGAUUGCAAAUUUUAGAGACUCAGCUCAGUUUGGACAAAGCUGUUCCUAAAAAUAUUUACCAGAGAUUGAAACAUUUGGAAGAUCGACUGUUACUUUUGGAAAGUCUUUCGCCGGAAUACGUUGGAUUUUGGGAUAAAACAAAUUUACCUACAAAAUCUGUAAAGAAGAAGACGUUUUUGACUAGCGAAAUCGAUGAACUCAUAGCUGAAAUAGAGAAAAAAUGUGCCAAGAGAGCAUAAUUUAUUUAUUUUUACUUUCAAUUAAAUAAUCUUAUUGUUAAGUAACAUUAGGAGAAGAAUAAAGCACUCAGUAACACUAGA
Anthonomus grandis grandis is the source of this 1258-nucleotide messenger RNA. RefSeq names its product molybdopterin synthase catalytic subunit (gene Mocs2B). The coding region runs from base 149 to 1177 and encodes 342 amino acids. Gene Ontology annotation, molecular function: molybdopterin synthase activity. NCBI's taxonomy places the organism in Eukaryota, Metazoa, Arthropoda, Insecta, Coleoptera, Curculionidae. Gene Ontology annotation, biological process: Mo-molybdopterin cofactor biosynthetic process. The transcript is spliced from 5 exons. Gene Ontology annotation, cellular component: cytosol. The record is from RefSeq and is a predicted model, not a curated record.